UGACAUUUUCAGAUUUGUGUACGGAAGUGGUCAGCGGGUUGUAAGUUCAGAGGGUAAAGGCUAUCCCUCUUUCGAUUGAGAAUACACACAGCCAUCUUGGAUCUAACGUAGAGAAGGGAAAUUGAUGCGGUGACAUAAGGCAUGUUUGGUGCUAGAAAGAAAUUUGUUGAGGUAGUCGAUAAUGACUUCUCGGAUGAAAGCAUGUACUACAGCCAGCCGUCGAUGUUUCCACAUCGGUCGGACAAAGAUUCCUCAAAUGUUUUCCUUCAGAUGCUGUCGUCUCCAUCGCCAUCGUCGUCGGGUCAGCUGUCGCAGCUUGGUGCGAGUUUGUAUGGUCCACAAAGUGCACUUGGCUUCUCGGUAAGGGGCAUGGGGAAUAGCACGCCUCAGUUAAACCGAAAUCUAACGCAAGGCUCGCAGUUACCAAGUCAUAUCACCCCCACGACGGGGGUCCCCACCAUGUCCCUCCAUACCCCUCCAUCACCAAACCGGGGGACGUUGCCGAUGAACACGAGAAACAUGCUAAACCACUCUCAGGUCGGUCAAAGUAUUGGGAUGAGCGGCAGGACCAAUAGUAUGAGCAGCUCGGGGCUGGGCAGCCCGAACCGCAGCUCGCCAAGUAUCAUCUGUAUGCCCAAACAGCAGCCAGCACGCCAGCCCUUCACCAUAAACAGCAUGUCGGGGUUUGGUAUGAACCGAAAUCAAGCUUUUGGAAUGCCCAACUCGUUAUCGAGCAGCAUCUUCAAUGGCACAGAUGGGAGUGAAAAUGUAACGGGACUGGAUCUGUCAGACUUCCCUGCGUUAGCAGACAGGAGUCGGAGAGAAGGGACGGGAAACCCAACACCGGUGCUCAACCCACUGGCUGGACGGGCUCCUUAUGUUGGCAUGGUGACAAAGCCUUCAACAGAACAGACGCAGGAUUUCUCCAUCCACAACGAGGACUUCCCUGCACUGCCUGGCCCGAACUAUAAGGACCCCUCGUUGAACAGUGAUGACACCAAAACUAACUUGAACUCCACAACCAAGAGCACAUCCAAUGCAGAUGGGCCGAAGUUCCCGGGAGAUAAGACGACCUCAGCACAGAACAACAACCAGAAGAAAGGGAUCCAGGUGUUGCCCGAUGGUCGGGUGACGAAUAUUCCCUCAGGAAUGGUGACGGACCAAUUCGGCAUGAUUGGCCUGCUGACGUUUAUCCGGGCAGCAGAGACUGAUCCAGGGAUGGUCCAUCUGGCGCUAGGAAGUGACCUCACGACACUGGGACUCAACUUAAACUCACCAGAAAACUUGUACCCUAAGUUUGCCUCUCCUUGGGCCUCGUCACCAUGUCGACCUCAAGACAUUGACUUCCACGUUCCAUCUGAAUACUUAACCAAUAUCCACAUAAGGGACAAGUUGGCAGCAAUUAAACUGGCACGGUAUGGCGAGGACCUGUUGUUCUACCUGUACUACAUGAACGGAGGAGACCUGCUGCAGCUCCUGGCAGCCGUAGAGCUCUUUAACCGGGACUGGAGGUACCACAAAGAGGAGCGGGUUUGGAUAACAAGGGCGCCGGGCAUGGAGCCUACACUGAAGACCAACGCAUACGAGAGGGGAACCUACUACUUCUUUGAUUGUCUUAACUGGAGGAAAGUUGCCAAGGAAUUUCAUCUGGAGUAUGACAAGCUGGAAGAGAGGCCUCACGUGCCGACAACAUUCAACUACAACCCAGCCCAGCAGGCCUUCUAAGGCCCGACCAGUCCAAAGGGCCGCAGCGGUUCCUGCACACAACACUGUUGGUCCAGGAGGGGGCGCUGUGGUUCACAGAGCUCGGUUUUUAUUCCUCGAGGAUUUGACUUUCUUGACUGCGGGGGUCGUCGCCACCAUCAAAACUGCCCUGCCUUUCCAAAAUUACAUGCUGCCCAAAACACCAACACUUGUUCUGUUUUUAUUCUUUAUGUUCCUCCUGUUUUUUUGUCUUGUUUCCAGCAGGGUCUGUGUUAUGUUUACGUCUCUGAAUCUGAAGCCUGUUUUCUUUUAGAAAAGGAGGACGGACCUUGUGGCACAGGACAGUGACAGAUCAAGGUUUACACCUCGCCAAGUGUUAAUAACAGAAAAAGGCGAGGAGGUUAACAUCCUCGGACGAAAGUGAAAGGGUGAAAGAAAUGCAAUGUUUAUUGUUGCACUAUAUUUAGUAAUAAAAGAACACAACAUUUGUUUGUGAUUUUUUUAUGUGAACACUCCCAGAUCAUUUUCCCUUUCCAUACUUUGUUGUGGGUCAGGGGUUCAAGCAACUUUCCAAAUGCAUCCCUUUCCAUCUCACCCUUUUCAUUUUCCUUCCUUCCAUUGAUUCCAACCUCUGUAUUUGCACCACCCAACAGUUUUCUGUCUCUCACUCUGUCCGUCUCUCGCUGUGACUUCUGUUGAACAUGGACACAAAUCUGUGAGACUGCUUUGGUUUCACAAAUGUGGACAAAUCCUCGCAGAGGCUUAUCCGCUACACGACGUUGCUCUGGAGCAAACAAAACACUUUCCAGUCUUUGUUACAAUUUUGUAAGAAAUGUGUACAUUUUGUUUCUUUGCAUCACAUAACUUAGUAUAUGUAUGUACGAAUGUGUAUAUAUGAUUGCUAUAUAUAUGUAUGUGUAUAUAUAUACAUAUAUAUAUAUAUAGGACAUCUAUUUUGAAAGAAAUUUUGCCCUGCCUUUAACCUCGUUUUUAUGAGGUGAGCAUGGAUGCAAUAUGUGGACGCAACAGGACAUUUCUGGAUCUGCUGGACAGGGUCUCACAUGGCACUGCGGGCACUUAACUUCAAAAAUAAAAAUACAAAAUGUAAAAUGUCAUUCAAGGAAAGGCCUGAUUCUCACCGAAAAAAUAAACACGGACACCAUCCCUUAAGUUUGGAGUUCAGCGCAACAAAAGGGAGGGGUUUCAAUUUGAGCUGCUGAACAGCAGUGAACGGCAGCAUUUCAUAGGAAACGGAAAAAUGAAUAAAUGAGGAGAAAAAAAGACCAAGACCAAUCUUGUAUUUUCUGAAGUUAAAGCUUCUUUUCUUUGUAUUAAAGCAGAAAAGGCUUUCCUGAAA
This is a messenger RNA of Eleginops maclovinus (Patagonian blennie), 3061 nucleotides long. It is a transcript of the gene cnot2, whose product is annotated as CCR4-NOT transcription complex, subunit 2. Lineage: Eukaryota; Metazoa; Chordata; Actinopteri; Perciformes; Eleginopidae. Gene Ontology annotation, cellular component: P-body; CCR4-NOT core complex. Gene Ontology annotation, biological process: regulation of DNA-templated transcription; regulation of stem cell population maintenance; nuclear-transcribed mRNA poly(A) tail shortening. The transcript has 15 exons. The record is from RefSeq and is a predicted model, not a curated record. Bases 142 to 1725 code for a protein of 527 amino acids.